Scophthalmus maximus (turbot) is the source of this 1386-nucleotide messenger RNA. RefSeq lists its product as uncharacterized. The record is from RefSeq and is a predicted model, not a curated record. The transcript has 3 exons. Bases 137 to 1126 code for a protein of 329 amino acids. NCBI's taxonomy places the organism in Eukaryota, Metazoa, Chordata, Actinopteri, Pleuronectiformes, Scophthalmidae.
UUAGGCUGAGACGGGAAUCUAUGCCCAAGGAGUUUCACAUAAUUUAUUAACAUCUUCGGUAUUCAGUUUCAUUUGUUAAUACUAGUGUGACAUUCUUAUAUAUUUCUCUCAUUUGCUCCUCCACAGAAAAAUAAACAUGCACCUAAAAGUCGUGAUCUUCGCCCUGUCAUUCGUGACAAUUUCAGCAUACCCACUCCAACGUAACACCAGGGAAGCAACCUGGAAUCAUUCAAAAGCCAACCAGGUUCAUGACAAGACAGACUUCUCAAAGGACGUGGAUAAUCUCUACAAGAGUCACCUGGACAGUAGUAGCCUUUACAAGCAAGAGGAUGACGACGACAACAAAAACCCUGUGGCAGUGGAGAUGCAGCACAAACUCAACUUAGAGUCAGAGCGCCUGCGUAGUCGUCUGCGCCAAGAGCUGGCCGAGCUGCAGGACAGGCUGUCCACUUCUCCAGCCCAGCUCAGCUCCACCCUGGCUAGCAUGAGGGAGCGAUUGGCUCCCCUCACUCAGCACCUCCAGAGCUCUCUCAGCACCAACACCCAAGAUCUGUGUGGCCAGCUGAGCCUCUAUCUCCAGGGCCUGGAGACAGCUGAUGUCCAGACAGAGGCCAGUCCGGCUCGCUACCAGGAAACCGUCCACUGGAUGACACAAGCCCUGGAGCACAGCAGCUCCAAGCUGGCUGACAUCAUCAGCGACUUCCAUACUAAGACUGUCGGGGUGAUUGAACAUUUGACAGAGAUCCGUGCUGAUGAGGAAGAGGCAGCCAGAUUAAUGAGCUCCAGGUUCGGACAAGAAGUGAGUUUACUGAGGGUGGAGACCCAGAACAGGGUGGGGGCUCUCAAAGCAGAGUUUGCAGCUCUUCCAGAAACUGCACGGCCUCUUAAGGCUGAAGUGACAGCCAGUGUGGAGAUGUUCUGCGAAAAGGCCGCCUUGCAGAACCAAGUGUUUCAGGUCCGACUGGAGAAGCUGUUUCAGGGGCUGGAGGAGGAGUUGGAGGACCAGAGAGCCUCCAGCCUGUCUCCCUCACCCGCCUCCUCGUCCCAACAGCCUGGUGGCUCUUUGCAGGAGGACUUCUCUGCCAAACUCUCUGCUCUGAUUAAGGACAUUCUGCACUCAGUGUAGACAGAGAAAGCUGGGCUUUAUAUAUAUAUAUAUAUAUAUAUAUAUAUAUAUAUAUCAACUGUAAUUAUUGCCCUAUCAAAGUGAUUUUUGUCUGUAAAUUUGUUGGUUUGGGUUUUUUUUAUGUAAAUAUUUAUAAAUGUAUGUAUUUGAUUGAUGUACUUGUUUCCUUCUCUGUGUGAAUGACUGUGUCAGUGUUUGUUUACUGUAUCAUGUGAAAAGAUGCUGCCUGUGGAGAGUAAAGUUAUUGCUGAUACAAAUGA